AUGCCCUUCCUACCCUUCUCCAACAUCCUCAGCCUGAGGAAAGAACUCGAGGGAACCCACGCUGAGAUCUUAACAUGGGGAUGCGACGGCUACAACAACAGCGUCAAGCAAUGGAGUGAAACAUGCGAUACGGAAAUUGGCGCGACGGUCCGGGUGACAUCAGCCUCAGAAGCAGCAACCGUAGUCCGAUUCGCAGCACAGCAUAGUGUCCCAUUCACCGUGAAGGGCGGAGGAUACUCGACGAGCGGCGCUUCAACUUCCCAUGGUGGUAUUGUCCUUGAUCUAUCCCGGCUGCGCAGGAUCCAUGUAGAUCCGCAAUUGCGCGUUGUCACGGCCCAGGGCGGGGCGUUGUGGGAGGAUAUUGAUGUUGCGGCUGCACAGUACGGACUCGCUGUGGUUGGGAGUACACUCAGCCAUAUUGGGGCUGCUGGGGCGACGCUGGGGGGUGGGUAUGGGUGGUUGACUGGCCAGUAUGGGCUGGCGAUUGACAACCUGCUCUGGGUGCGGGUGAUCCUAGCUGAUGGGAGUGUGGUAACGGCAUCUGAAGAGGAGUAUUCGGACUUAUUCUGGGCUAUUCGAGGCGCGGGACAGAGCUUUGGGGUUGCUCUUGAGCUGGGGUUCCGCGCGCAUAGACAGGAACAUCCUGUGUUUGCUGGGACGCUGCUCUUCGAGGCGGACAAGUUGUCUGCGAUUGUCGAGUUUGCGAACAAGUUUGAGACCAUCACCGAUGGGAAGCAGGGUUUCUGGUUUGGAUUCAGAAUGCAAGAUCAGAUGGCGCAGUGUUCUAUCUUGGUGGUUGUGUUCUAUAACGGACCGGAAGAAGCUGCAAAGGAGUUCUUUGCGCCGUUGUUGUCACUAGAAUCGGUGAUGGAUGGGACAAAAAUGCUUCCAUAUGAUAGCCUCAAUGGUGUACUUGCCACCGCAGAGACUCAGCCUCCUGAUAGCCUGACUGGGGUUGAAGCGCCUUAUCCAGCAGAGAAAGCCGUGAGCCCUAGGAGGAGUCUGCGGGGGUCGAAUAUCACCCUCCCUCUGGGCGCGGGUUUUGUGUUUGAGAUAUACAACGAGUUCGAUAACUUAUUGAGGCACUAUCCACAGGCAAGAGACAGCAGAUUACUCUUCGAGCUGAUACCAAACAAGCAGAUCAGAGCAGUCUCUAACCAGGCCACCGCAUUUGCGAGCCGCGGAACUUACUACAACGUCAGCACACUCUUUGAAUGGGACGAUGCAGGCCUGGAUGACAGGAUCAAGUCACUACAAGAGGACUUGAUGAGUCGGAUUGGGGAUGAGGGAGGCAUAUCAAGGAAAUCUGAUUACAAUGUGUCAAAACAUGGAACGGGGCUAUAUGCAAACUAUGCCAGCCCUAAAGUACCCCUGGAGACAAUAUUUGGGGAUAAUCUCCCUCGUCUGCGCGAACUGAAGAAGAAAUACGACCCGCAGAAUACAUUCAGGAAGUGGCACAACAUGACCAUCAAAUAG
Aspergillus versicolor CBS 583.65 is the source of this 1476-nucleotide messenger RNA. RefSeq names its product FAD-binding oxidoreductase. NCBI's taxonomy places the organism in Eukaryota, Fungi, Ascomycota, Eurotiomycetes, Eurotiales, Aspergillaceae. The record is from RefSeq and is a predicted model, not a curated record. Gene Ontology annotation, molecular function: oxidoreductase activity; FAD binding. Bases 1 to 1476 code for a protein of 491 amino acids. The transcript has 3 exons.